AGUGGGCUGCUUGAGGAGUGAGGACACUUUUGUAGAAAGAUCUGAAAACACCACUGUGGCUGUAUGUAACUUGGACCUACGGACUUUUGUUUCUGCUUUGACAUAUUUUUUUCCUUUUCUCCUCAUCAACAAGUAUGGGUGCACCGUGGCUGAUCCCAGGCUUCGUGCUUGUGCUGUGCAGGCUUUCCGUCUCAGACGAAGUUUGCCAGCCCAUCUCCAUCCCGCUGUGCUCCGGUCUUGCCUACAACAUGACCAUCAUGCCGAACCUCCUAGGCCAUAGUGACCAAGCUGACGCAGCUGCGGACCUGCGCCGCUUCGACCCCUUGUUGCAGGCCCGUUGCUCGGAGGAUCUCAAGUUCUUCCUGUGCAGCCUGUAUAUUCCCGUGUGCACCGUUUUGGACGAAGCCUUACCCCCGUGCCGGCCCCUGUGUGAGCAGGCACACCGAGGAUGCGAAGCCAAUAUAACCGCGAUGGGCUUUGAGUGGCCGGAGAAGAUUCGCUGUGAGACGUUCCCUGUGGGUGGAUUGUGCGUGGGCCAUUUUUAGCAGGCAGGACAUCUUGCUUCAGACUCUUCUACAUCAUCAUUAAAAAGGGAGGGGGGUGAAUUGAAAUUGAAGACAGCAUCUUGAUUUGCUUUGGUCUUUUUUUUGGGAGACAUUUUUAGCUUCUGGUUAUGUUAAGUUUCUAUUAUUGGCAAUAUUAUUUUGAGAACACUAUCUUUAUCUCCAGUUACAAUAAUCACUUUGACAUUUUUCUCCUUUUUAUUCACUUCACAGCUGUCAAUGUGGACACAGUGUCAUUUAUGUUAAAAAUAUCCAUGUUUGAAAACCAACACAAUUAAAGCUUUUUUUUUUUGCAAAA
Syngnathus acus (greater pipefish) is the source of this 861-nucleotide messenger RNA. Its product is annotated as frizzled-7-like. NCBI's taxonomy places the organism in Eukaryota, Metazoa, Chordata, Actinopteri, Syngnathiformes, Syngnathidae. The record is from RefSeq and is a predicted model, not a curated record. The transcript has a single exon. Gene Ontology annotation, biological process: canonical Wnt signaling pathway; non-canonical Wnt signaling pathway. Gene Ontology annotation, cellular component: plasma membrane. Gene Ontology annotation, molecular function: Wnt-protein binding; Wnt receptor activity. The coding region runs from base 135 to 545 and encodes 136 amino acids.